Alternaria novae-zelandiae is the source of this 1731-nucleotide messenger RNA. RefSeq lists its product as uncharacterized. The record is from RefSeq and is a predicted model, not a curated record. The transcript has 8 exons. Bases 1 to 1731 code for a protein of 576 amino acids. NCBI's taxonomy places the organism in Eukaryota, Fungi, Ascomycota, Dothideomycetes, Pleosporales, Pleosporaceae.
AUGUCGACGACAGAAGACUUCCUCAGGAGGCUAAGAAUUACAGCAGAUGAAGACGAUGACGAUGUUCUGGUCAUCGGCAUCGACUUCGGCACGACCUUCUCGGGAGUCGCCUGGGCCACUUUUGCGGAUUUCGAGAGUGACCAGAUCAACCUGAUCACCACCUGGCCUGGUACAGGCAGAGAAGAGGGUAAGGUUCCGACUGAGUUGUUUUACGAAGACGGUGAGAUGACGUGGGGCUACGACAUUCCUGUCGAUGGCGAUCCGAUCCGCUGGUUCAAGCUCCUCUUGCUGAAAGACGAAGACCUCGCAGGAGAGUUACGAUCUUCGGAGUUUAUCCUGAGGGGUCGCAAGAUGCUGAAAGAGAACAACAAAACGGCGACUGAGCUGAUCGCCGACUAUCUGCGAGCGCUAUGCAUGUACAGUCUCGAGCAGAUCAAGAAGUCCCGCGGAGAAUCGGUAGUGGAUGCGAUGAGGUUCCACGUCGUCAUUACGAUCCCUGCGAUCUGGAAAGGCUAUGCCAGACAGGGUAUGGAAGAUGCCGCGAAGAAGUCCGGAAUACUUGGCCGACGGCCUGCUGGAGACACAACAUUGAGUUUUGCGCCCGAGCCUGAGGCUGCCGCCCUAUCGACGCUGGCUGAGCCCGGACGCAAGGCAAAGCAAGGCGACGUAUACAUGAUAUGUGAUGCUGGAGGGGGCACCGUAGACCUUAUAAGUUAUGAGGUCAAUCAACUCGACCCAGUCAAGAUGGGCGAGGCGGUCGAAGGCACAGGCGGUCUCCACGGAGGCAUCUUUAUCGACGAAGCUUUUGAAGCCAUGUGCAAAGCCCGACUCGGACGAAGAUGGGAUCGAAUGAGUAGAGCGGGGAUCAAGGAGGUCAUGAAGGGCGAAUGGGAACAUGCCAUUAAGCCCCAGUUUAGACUCGGCAAUAACGGGAAGGAAUACAUCGUUGGAAUACCGGCUGAAGCUUUUGGAACAGCUAACUUGGACGACGAUAGCCGGGAACCAUUCAUCAAGAAAGGACGCAUUCAUUUCAAGAGGUUGGCGUUCACAUCCUCGUUUGCAGGUAUCGAUCGUCUUGUGGACGAGCAAAUUCGCAAAGCGGCACAGAAGGGUUUGAGUAUGACGUCUGGUGGUAUGAAACCUCGUACCGCCAUCUGCCGUGGCGCAGUGUUCAAAGGCUUCCUCGACGGAGUAUGUAAAGGUGAUCUCACCACCCCAAGCGGCGGUAUACUUGACACGCCCAUCAUGAUCUCAUCCACGGUUUCGAGAGCCAGCUUUGGAAAUGCUUUCAGGGUCACAUUUGAUGCGACCGAGCAUCUCGAAGAGGACAAGGUGUGGUGUUCCAAAGAGCACGAAUGGCAGGCCGACAAUCAAAUGAGCUGGUAUCUCAAAAGGGGUGAGAAUGUGUCCAAGAAAGAUCCUGUUCGCCACAGCUUCUACAAGCUCUACACAGGAGACCCUGGGCGCAAUUUCACCGUCGAGUUUCUUCAGUGUCACGAAAGUCUCGCCCCCCAGCGUUACACAUCGAGCGUCGUUCCGUUAUGCGCGUUGAAUUGCACGAUAGACAAGCCAUACUCGGAAUAUGAAGACUUCGUCAAUUCAAAAGGCGAGGUCAUGAAAAAGUUCGACUACACGAUCGAAAUGGUACCUUCGGGGGCAGCCGUUGAGUUUGCGGUGUACCACGGUCGAAAGAAGUUGGGCACGCAAAACACAAAGGUGAUGUUCCAGUGA